Molecule: messenger RNA, 1470 nt
Organism: Botrytis porri
Lineage: Eukaryota; Fungi; Ascomycota; Leotiomycetes; Helotiales; Sclerotiniaceae
Exons: 3
Coding region: 1-1470 (489 amino acids)
Cellular component (GO): nucleus
Molecular function (GO): DNA binding
Source: RefSeq, a predicted model, not a curated record
AUGAAGAAUAGAUAUACCGAAGAAGAUAUCGCAGAGGCUCUUAGAGCGAUUACAAAUGGAGCAAGCAUACGAAGAGCUAGCUUGGAUUAUGGUGUUCCACGUACCACACUUCACGAUCGAAUAUAUGGUGGAGUUUCGCAUCAAAACGGCGCCCAAAUACUUCAAAAGUUAUCUCCAAUUCAGGAGAAUCGACUAGCAGAAUGGAUAUUAGUACAGGAAGCUCUUGGUACUAGCCCUACACAUCGUCAAAUCAGAGAGAUGGCAGAGCACCUCCUUAUUAAGCAACAUCAAAUCGAUUCUGCACGAGUUUCAGGUGCUACAUCUGAUAUUAUUAAGAAGUGGUUCCGGAACCUCGCAAUCCCUGAAAUCAAGGCUAUUAAGCCGGCCAACAGAUGGAAUAUGGAUGAAGCAGGUAUAAUGGAGGGUCAGGGUCUUAAUGGACUAGUAGUAGGAAGCACUGAUCGAAGAUUUAUUCAAAAAAAGCAACCUGGAUCUCGAAUUUGGACCUCUUUUAUAGAAUGCAUUUCAGCCAAUGGAAAAAGCAUUACUCCCCUUGUAAUAUAUAAGGGAAAAUCAGUUCAACAACAAUGGUUUCCAACAGAUUUGACUCUAUUCAAGGGUUGGAACUUUACCGCUACAGAAAAUGGAUGGACUACAGAUGCUACAGCUUUAGAAUGGCUGAAAAAGAUCUAUAUCCCUCAAACUACCCCUAUUCAGCCGGAAAAUUCAAGACUCCUCAUUUUGGACGGACACGGAAGCCAUGAAACUACAGCAUUUAUGUUAGAAUGCUUUAAUAACAACAUAUAUCUCUUAUUUCUCCCACCACAUACGUCACACGUACUACAACCACUCGAUUUAUCUGUGUUCUCACCCCUAAAAAGUGCAUAUCGAAUCGAACUUAAUAAAUUAAGUCUAUUAUCCGAUUCCUCACCAAUUGGAAAGCGCAAUUUCCUUUCUUGCUAUCAGAAGGCUAGAAUAGAAGGUUUAACUAUUCAAAAUAUCAAGUCUGGGUGGCAAGCUAGUGGUCUUUGGCCCAAAAAUAUGGCUAAACCUCUUAUGAGUCGACUUUUGCUUGAAAAUAGCAAUAGAGAGGUUUUAUCACUUAAUCCUGAAUCUGAUGAUGAUCCUAUUCUUCAAUGGAAUAUAUAUUCAUCAGAUAUAAUGAUUCAAGAGAAGGAGAUCGAUUUGCCAACACGAAGAUUACUAUUUCGCAAGAUUAUAAAAGGAUUCGAUGCUAAGGAUUAUGAACCCUUAGAGGCAGAGAAUAAGAUUAGAAAGCUAGAAUAUCAAUUAGAUGAAGCAUUACCUAGAAAAAGGCGAAAGGUUGUGGUAUCUCCAAAUUCGAAGUUCGCAGGGAUUAGAGCUAUAAGGCGUACACAAAUUGAAGCUGGAGAUCGUGAAGAUGAGGUAGAUGAUAGCUCUAGUGCUAUAGAAAGUGAUUCUACAGGCGAUUUCAUUGAAGUUCAAUAG